Molecule: messenger RNA, 668 nt
Organism: Camellia sinensis
Lineage: Eukaryota; Viridiplantae; Streptophyta; Magnoliopsida; Ericales; Theaceae
Source: RefSeq, a predicted model, not a curated record
UAUUUAUAAUAGAUCAAUAUUCAUUUGGUACAAUUGAUUAUUGCCUAACAUUGCUACUUUUGGGGCAAGUGUUUAUUUUUCUCCUGAUAUUGUGUGGUGCGUGUGUGCGUGCUUGUGAUGAAAUGUUGGUUCUAUGCAGAGUACUCAUUUGACAAAUAAGACAAGAAGAAAUGAGUCAACUCCUGAAUCUAUUCCAAGGAACUCUCUUCAGUAAUAAUUCAAGUUUCUAUAGUUGUCCUUCCAGUUCACUUAUGUUUCUUCAACAUAAACCAUGUUUAUAUAAUGGAAAAUAUGCAACUUUUCGGAGAUAUCGAAGAAAUCAUUUUUCGUUGCAAGCGCGUUGGGAGAUGCUAGAUCAUGCUGAAACAUUUGCACUUCCAUAUAAGGAAAAAGCUUGUGAUGACGCAGAAUUGGAUGCCUUUCCAGAUGUACAAACUCUUAGAAAUUUUCCUAAGGAAGAGCUUCUUGGAAAAGUUGUAUUGGUCAGAUUUGAUUCUACAAUCCUACUUCGUGAAGAGCUGGACCAGCAGUCUCCAUCUGUCAGCAGUGCACUUUUCACUAUUAAAUACUUAUAUGAUGCUGGGGCUAAAGUAAUUUUAGUUAGUAAUUGGAGUGUGAAAAACAACACAAAGCUUCUUUUGCUCCUCCUAUUAACUUCCGAUCUUUAA